AUGUUGGAUCUCCGUGGUGUCGAGAAAGGUGCACAAAGCAUUGCUUCAGGAUCGCUUUCGAAGAUGUUAGAAGCGUGGAAAAAGAUUGUGAAGGUUGGGAAAUGGAAGGAUCAUCCAGCGCAGUGGGACACUGGAAUGAUCGAAGAUAAUAGCAUUCAAAGGAGUGAAGGAACAUUAAAUCGGCUUCAAGGCAGAAAGAAAGACAAAGUUUUGCGGAAUAAAAAUGCGCUUUCUACGUUCGGUGGAUCGUUGAAGCUAUCUGAUCAUGCUCGCGGUCCUGACGGCGUGAACGCUCCAUUUAAUUCGAAACAUUACCUGAAUCUCGAACAACAAAAGCUUAUCGAAAAAGCGUGGAACUGGAACAAAAUGAAACAUGACCUCACCGCAUCGAUCACUCCGCAAAAUCAGUAUCGUUUUCUAAAGAGAUGCUGGCUUAACGGUGUCAGUCCUCAUAUUAUUGAGAUGGUGCUGAAAGACAAAGAUGGAUUACUUGACGAUCAACAUCUGGAGAUGGUGGUGCAAUAUAUUGUGCAGUACAAUAAAGCAGUUUAUGCUGGCUUGUUACAUGCAGUCUCAUACCAGCUUUAUUUCGAUACGAGUGAAAUUAUAAUGUUUGUCACGCUAUCGCCCGUCCUUGAUCUUGAGUUGCCCCAACCUCAACCACUGAUCCCCGACGAUGGCUGGGCAGCCGAGUUCGGAAGUGUACCGGAUAUGACGCCUGAUGGAUUCAUUGAAAAAUUGAUGCAAUUGAAACAUGGCAAACCCACAGAUAACAGCUUUAUUCUAACUUACAUGCCAAAGUACGUCUGGUAUUGUGAAAACACUGUAGCAUCCCGAGAUGGACUGGACAAGUAUGGAAUGAAAGCACUUAAAGCACUUUACAGUAGUUCACAUUUGGUAGACGAUGUCAUUCCAACAUUGCUCAACGGAAAUGCUCAGUCAAAAGCAACCGACUCAUUAUUGGUCUCGUAA
Molecule: messenger RNA, 972 nt
Organism: Plasmopara halstedii
Lineage: Eukaryota; Oomycota; Peronosporomycetes; Peronosporales; Peronosporaceae
Exons: 1
Coding region: 1-972 (323 amino acids)
Source: RefSeq, a predicted model, not a curated record